Messenger RNA from Phlebotomus papatasi, 1312 nucleotides. Its product is annotated as transmembrane protein 19. Lineage: Eukaryota; Metazoa; Arthropoda; Insecta; Diptera; Psychodidae. The coding region runs from base 177 to 1184 and encodes 335 amino acids. The transcript is spliced from 3 exons. Gene Ontology annotation, cellular component: membrane. The record is from RefSeq and is a predicted model, not a curated record.
GAAAUUUUGGAACCUUAAGUCAUCAUUUACUUGUCUUUUGCACUUCAUUUAAUUUUAGAAGCUCUUUUUCUUGUAAACAUAAAGUUUUUCUUCAAUUCUACUAACUGGGAUUGUUCACAAGCGAUCUUAAUGAUCACUCAGUACUCUUUAGUUGGGAGGUGAAGCUGAAAGGAAUCAUGGAAUCAAAAAACUCGAACUUUUACACUUUCCUGCCCAUCUUCAUCUGCAGUCUAGCCAUUCCUCUGUCCAUGUUCAUGUGGCUAGGUCAUCUGGCAUUCGUCAAGUUUACCAGUCAUCCGGAAUACGACGAUAAUGAGAUCCCACCGACGCGCUGGCUAAUUUCUGUCUUUGUGCCUGUCUUCUUUGCUGUCUAUGGGUAUCGCAGGAAGGGUGUAAAUGCCUCAGGGGCCAUUCUUGGCUUUAUUAUCUCCAUUGUACUUACCGUUGCAAAUUAUUCCUUCCUGGGAUGUCUCAUGGUCUUCUUCCUUUCAUCAUCCAAAGCCACCAAAUUCCGAGCAGCCCAGAAAGCCAAAAUCGAGGAGGAUUUUAAGGGCGGUGAGGGAAAGAGGAACUGGAUCCAAGUGCUCUGCAAUGGGGGCAUGGCCCUGCAAUUGGCCCUCUUGUACCUCAUUGAUUGUGGUCCAGGAGAGCGUCCAAUUGACUUUGGACGCUUAUAUCGCUCCAGUUGGCUGGGAAUAGCGACCCUGAGUGCAUUUGCGUGCUGCAAUGGAGACACAUGGGCUAGUGAGCUGGGCAGUGUUCUAGCCAGAGGAGAUCCCUUCCUCAUCACGACGCGCCAACGAGUGCCUCGAGGCACAAACGGAGGAGUAACCUUUGUGGGACUCUUCGUGAGUUUCCUGGGAGGUCUGGUAGUUGGUCUCACGUACUUCCUCAUCAACAUUUACACCGUAGAUCGUGCUAUUCUCCUCCGGAGUCCGUCCCAAUUACCUCUGAUUCUCAUUGGAGGCAUCGCGGGGCUUCUUGGCUCAGUUUUGGAUUCUCUGAUUGGAGCCACUCUUCAGUUCUCCGGGCAGGACGAGAAGGGACGGAUUGUAGAGACUCCAGGCAAAGGGAUCCGUCACAUUAGUGGGAUUCGUAUUCUGGACAAUCACAGUGUGAAUCUCAUCUCCAGUAUUCUCACUGGGGUCAUCAUGCCCACAAUCGCCAUCCAUUUUUGGCCGUAAAUGGGAAUUAAUCUAUCUUUUUCAAGCAAUGGGUCUGCUUUUUGAAAUAAUUAAAGGUCAUAGAAAUUUAUUUAUAUGUCGUGGAAUUAUAAAUUAAAAUAUAUUAUACUCAUUUUCCGAAAAGAAAA